Messenger RNA from Symbiodinium sp. CCMP2456, 1272 nucleotides. The record is from the annotation of a GenBank genome assembly. NCBI's taxonomy places the organism in Eukaryota, Dinophyceae, Suessiales, Symbiodiniaceae.
AUGAAGAUCUUGUGGCUAUGGUUGGUUGCCGGUGGCAUCGCUCGUGGAGAUGGAGCAGGGAAUCGUCCAUUAAUUCUGGUUCCUGGACUUACAGGCAGCGCGCUAGAAGUGCAGGAGCGUGAUGCACCAAUGCCUCACUUCUGGUGCAAGCGCAACACAUCCAAUGAAUGGAUGCAGAUAUGGGUCAGCCCUGUACAAGCCUUGCCGUGGGAGAUCGAUUGCUUGAUGGCACGCAUGACUUUGACAUAUGAUGCCGCCACAGAUGUCUAUUCGAAUUUGGCCGGCGUUGAAGUGCGAGCGCUCGGUUGGGGCAACGGCACGGCAACCGGCAAAAGCCACAAGGACAUGUUGUACAAUUACCAGUUCGGCACGAUGUUGCACCAUCUGCAGCAACAACUUGGGUACGAAUUGGGAACCGACGUGUUCAUCGCUCCAUAUGAUUGGCGCUUGGCGGGUGAUGCUCAUUCCAAACCUGCGAACGGGGUUGGCGGAUACUACCAGCAGCUGCAGGGUCUGAUUGAAAAGACAGUUCAGGCAAGUGGAGAACGAGCAGUUGUGCUGUCGCAUUCAUUAGGAUGUCCCACCAUGCUCGCCUUUUUCAACAGCUAUGUGAGUGAAGAUUGGCGAGCCCAGCACAUUCAUGGUUGGGUUGCUUUGUCUGGCCCAUGGAUGGGCGGAGCAACCCAAAUAGCUGCUUACUUGGGUGGCUGGACCUUGGGCUUGCCCAGCUGGUUGGUACCGCAUGAUUAUGUGCAGCGCGUUCAAGUCAACGCGAGCAGCGGCGUGUGGAUGAGCCCACAUCCGGAUGCUUUCGGCACAGCUGUCCUGGUGGAGACCCCAUCCCGCAAUUACACAGCUGCAGAUGUUCCCGACAUGUUGCGUAAAAUCGGUGUCAAGGCUGGGGGAAACCAGACGGCAUCGCUGUUUGCCAAAUUGCAGAAACCAUUCGCAAAGCUCCAGCAUGCCCCGAAGAACGUACCGCUGCAGAAUUGGUAUUCUACGGGCAUUCGAACGGCAGAGUCCUUGGUGUUUGACAGCGACAUCGUCGAAGGCUUCGACAAGGUUGCGACAAAGACGAGGUAUGGCGAUGGCGAUGGCUUGGUCAACUUGUUGUCUCUGGUUCAGGUUGAGAAAGUAUGGCCGCAGUCGCCAUUGGUGUCAACACGUAGGUUUCCCAAUUGUUCACACUUCGGAAUUUUGUCGGAUGCGCGCGUGCUCAAAGACUUGGUGAGCUAUCUGGCCCGCAACACAAGUGCGGAGAUAUUCGUCUGA